Molecule: messenger RNA, 834 nt
Organism: Aspergillus homomorphus CBS 101889
Lineage: Eukaryota; Fungi; Ascomycota; Eurotiomycetes; Eurotiales; Aspergillaceae
Product: 3-hydroxyanthranilate 3,4-dioxygenase
Exons: 2
Coding region: 111-689 (192 amino acids)
Biological process (GO): 'de novo' NAD+ biosynthetic process from L-tryptophan; quinolinate metabolic process
Cellular component (GO): cytoplasm
Molecular function (GO): iron ion binding; 3-hydroxyanthranilate 3,4-dioxygenase activity
Source: RefSeq, a predicted model, not a curated record
GGAUGAUCACAUAGAUCUCCCAACCCGCCGCCCAUCUUUGGCUCAAACAAAGCACAUCAUUCAGUGUCGACUGCUCGGAAAUCAUUGUUAAGGCAUAUUACAGGCAAACAAUGCUGCCGCCGGCCUUAAAUAUCCCCAAAUGGCUAGAAGCCAACGCGCACCUCCUCCAGCCCCCAGUAAAUAACUACUGCGUGUAUCAUCCGUCAUCACCCGCCACCGCCGGAUAUACGGUAAUGAUCGUGGGAGGGCCCAACGCCCGCACGGACUACCACAUCAAUACCACCCCGGAAUUCUUCUACCAGUACCGAGGAUCCAUGCUGCUGAAGACGGUGGACACCUCGGUAACACCGCCUGUGUUCCAGGAUAUUCCGAUCCACGAAGGUUCCAUCUUUCUGCUGCCGGCGAACACUCCCCAUUGUCCGGUGCGGUUUCAGGACACGGUGGGGGUGGUGAUGGAACAACCCCGGGCCAAGGACGCGGUGGACAGCAUGCGCUGGUACUGUAAGGCUUGCAGUGAGAUUGUUUGGGAGAAGAAAUUCAUCUGCACGGAUCUUGGAACCCAGGUGAAGGACGUCGUUAACGAGUUCGCUGCGGAUGAGGAGAAACGGACCUGCAAAGCAUGUGGGACUAUUGCGCAGACCAAGUUUGCUGAGGGUGAGAUCGUACAGCCUCCUCGACACCCAGAGUGAGUCUCGGUCGGAUAAAGUGGAAACGAUACCCAGUUUGGUGCCAUGGUGAUGUACUGUACUAUAAUAUUCGUUGGAAAACUCCCAGCUAAAAGUGUGACGUUGGCGAUUACGAACAAUGCGCCAGGGAGCCUCUCCCGUAUCUAGG